Mesitornis unicolor (brown roatelo) is the source of this 545-nucleotide messenger RNA. It is a transcript of the gene IL33R, whose product is annotated as interleukin 1 receptor-like 1. The annotation marks the transcript as partial. Gene Ontology annotation, biological process: signal transduction. The record is from RefSeq and is a predicted model, not a curated record. Gene Ontology annotation, molecular function: interleukin-33 binding; interleukin-33 receptor activity. The transcript has 4 exons. NCBI's taxonomy places the organism in Eukaryota, Metazoa, Chordata, Aves, Mesitornithiformes, Mesitornithidae.
CGGGUCUUCCUAAUGUCCUCUUGAUCAUAGGAGCGCUGGUUCUGCUAGUUGCAAUAGCAGCCUCUGUUAUACUUUAUCAGUCCUUCCGAGUUGAUAUUGUCCUAUUGUAUCGGGAGAUAUUUCAGCCCUACUCAGUCAAGGAUGAUGGGAAGAUAUAUGAUGCAUAUGUUAUCUACCCUAGAAACCAUACCAAUGAAGCUAAUUUUGUGGAAUAUUUUGUUUACCAAAUCAUGCCAGAUAUUCUAGAAAAUCAAUGUGGCUAUAAACUGUGUAUUUAUGGGAGAGACAUAUAUCCUGGAGAAGAUACAGCCAGUGCAAUUGAGAAGAGGAUGCAGAAGAGCAGAAGGCUGAUCAUCCUUCUAACACAACAGCUGAUUAAUUGCAAAGAAUCUGCUUAUGAUCAACACCUUGCUUUACACAGUGCCCUAAUUCAAAAUGAUACAAAGGUGAUCCUGCUGGAAAUGGAGACCAUUGGGACUUAUGAGAAGCUUCAGGAAUCUCUCAGGUUUGUUAUUAAGCAGCAAGAUGAAAGUUCAGAAACUUGA